UCCGCUGUUCAGAACUCCAUUUUAGUGGCUGUGUACUCCACAGACUGUUCUCUCUCUCUCUCUCUCUCUCGUCAAGCUCUCAUCAAUGGCAGAAGAUGAAGAUUACAUGGGCGAUCUCUCUCACUUUCUACCCACCGAAACCUCUCUCCCUCCCAAAACUUCUGCUAGAAAGGUUUCUAGCAGUAAGAGCUUAAUAUCACAAUCUUCAAACAAGAAACCCAAAACUGUAAACUGGCAAGAAGAAAGAAAACUCAAGAGAGAGAAUAAGCAAAUUGAAGAGGACCAACUAACCCUAGAAAACCUAGAAUCAGCUAUUCCACAAUCCAAUAUUGGGUUCAAGAUGCUGAAGCAGAUGGGUUAUACUCCUGGAUUGGCUCUGGGGAAAGAGGGUGCAGGCCGAAUAGAGCCGGUGGGGAUUGAUAUAAGGCGGGGCCGAGCUGGGAUAGGGAGGGAGGACCCGAGGAAGGAGAAGAUGAGGAGAGAGGUAGAGAAUGUUGAGAAAAAUAGAUGGAAGGAGGAGGAGAUGAUGGCGGAUUUUGGGUGUCGGCAAAAAGAACGGUGGAAGGGCAGAAGAAUUGUUGUAAAUUUUCGGAAGGCAGAGGCAGCGUUGGCACAGUUGGAGAAUAGGGAGGUUGUGGAGGCAGAGAAGAACGAGGAGGAUGGUGAAAAGGAAGAGGAGGAAGAAGAGGAAGAAAUUACAGAGGAGGAUUUGCAAGCUACAUUGAUGAAGCUGAGAGAUGAAUAUCACUACUGUCUCUUCUGUGGAUGUCAGUAUGAAUCAAUGGAUUUACUCUUAUCCAACUGCCCGGGAACAAAUGAAGAUGACCACUAGGUUCGACUUAAUGCAAAAGUCCCAAAUGCUUUUAUUGGUUCAAGAACAAUAACUUGCGGAAGGAACUAAAACUAAUCAUCCGAUGGGUUUUGUGGAACAUUCUUGCAUACCCCUUUCACAUAUCAAAAUGGGCAAUGCCUCUUUGGCGAGAAUACAAGUGAGGAGCUGGAGGACAAAUUCUUUCAAAUGCAAUCAGAUCAAGGUUGCUUCUAAAGUGGGCAUGAGCACAAAUCUGAGUAGUUUCCCAUGUUUGGUAUCAGAGAACAUAUGUUGUGAAGUUACAUUGCUCUAAACUCGGCACCACAAGUUACUAGGACUUGAUGUGAGCUCAAGCAGGCAUUGCUCGAUUGUUUCACAUCGCUUAACUAUAAUUGGAACUGCAUUGGUGAGGUUCCAGUGUUGUAUCUCAGUGUUAUAACUUUCUUAUGCUGGUUGGUGUAAAUUAAACAUUGAUAACCUCACGGAAAAGGCAGCAGGUUUUUGGAUCUUGCAAAAACUUGUUAGAAGGGCUUGCAUUCCUUGUAAUACAUGGCAUGUUCAAAUUUGAUCGCUUGAUG
Molecule: messenger RNA, 1389 nt
Organism: Ilex paraguariensis (yerba mate)
Lineage: Eukaryota; Viridiplantae; Streptophyta; Magnoliopsida; Aquifoliales; Aquifoliaceae
Source: the annotation of a GenBank genome assembly